Peromyscus eremicus (cactus mouse) is the source of this 3838-nucleotide messenger RNA. It is a transcript of the gene Pcsk6, whose product is annotated as proprotein convertase subtilisin/kexin type 6. Bases 1 to 2520 code for a protein of 839 amino acids. Gene Ontology annotation, biological process: peptide hormone processing. The record is from RefSeq and is a predicted model, not a curated record. The transcript has 21 exons. NCBI's taxonomy places the organism in Eukaryota, Metazoa, Chordata, Mammalia, Rodentia, Cricetidae. Gene Ontology annotation, cellular component: membrane; cell surface. Gene Ontology annotation, molecular function: serine-type endopeptidase activity.
AUGCCUCCGCGCGCGCCGCCAGCGCCCGGGCCCCGGCCGCCGCCCCGGGCCGCCGAUGUCGCGCGAGGCUCAGGGGCCGCCGGCCGGCACGGGCUCCCGCCGCUCGCACUGCGCCCCUGGCGUUGGCUGCUUCUGCUCGCGCUGCCCGCCGCCUGCUCCGCGCUGCCGCCGCCGCGCCCCGUCUACACCAACCACUGGGCAGUGCAAGUGCUGGGCGGCCCCGGCGCGGCGGACCGCGUGGCUGCGGCGCACGGCUACCUCAACUUGGGCCAGAUCGGAAACCUGGAUGAUUACUACCAUUUUUACCACAGCAAGACCUUCAAGCGAUCCACCCUGAGUAGCAGAGGCCCUCACACCUUCCUCAGAAUGGACCCACAGGUAAAAUGGCUCCAACAACAAGAAGUGAAGCGCAGGGUCAAGAGGCAGGCGCGAGGCGACUCUCUUUAUUUCAACGAUCCCAUUUGGUCCAACAUGUGGUACAUGCAUUGUGCCGAUAAGAACAGUCGCUGUCGUUCAGAGAUGAACGUCCAGGCGGCAUGGAAGCGAGGCUACACGGGAAAGAAUGUGGUGGUCACCAUCCUUGAUGACGGCAUAGAGAGGAAUCACCCAGACCUGGCCCCCAACUAUGAUUCCUAUGCAAGCUAUGAUGUCAACGGAAACGAUUAUGACCCAUCUCCGCGAUAUGACGCCAGCAAUGAGAAUAAACACGGCACCCGCUGUGCGGGAGAAGUCGCUGCUUCGGCCAACAACUCCUACUGCAUCGUGGGCAUAGCGUAUAACGCAAAGAUAGGAGUGGAGCCUGGCGGUGUGAGCAACUGCUUGCUCAGAUGGCAGCUGUUGGCCUCCUUGGGUGGGGCUGGGGAGGGCUGCAGCUUCAUCUGCAUCACCUACAAAGAAUGUGAGGUGCGUGAGGUGCGAAGCAACCAGUUAACCUGGAGGGAUGUGCAGCACCUGCUAGUGAAGACGUCACGGCCAGCUCAUCUGAAGGCGAGCGACUGGAAAGUCAACGGUGCUGGGCAUAAAGUUAGCCAUCUCUAUGGAUUUGGCUUGGUGGAUGCCGAAGCUCUCGUCCUGGAGGCCAGGAAGUGGACAGCAGUGCCAUCCCAGCACGUAUGCGUGGCCACUGCAGACAAAAGGCCCAGGAGUAUCCCCAUAGUGCAGGUGCUGCGGACCACAGCCCUGACCAACGCCUGCGCGGACCACUCAGACCAGCGCGUGGUCUACCUUGAGCAUGUCGUAGUUCGCAUCUCGAUCUCCCACCCACGCCGGGGGGACCUCCAGAUCCACCUGAUUUCUCCCUCUGGAACCAAGUCUCAACUUUUGGCAAAGAGAUUGCUGGAUUUUUCCAAUGAGGGCUUCACCAACUGGGAAUUCAUGACCGUCCACUGCUGGGGAGAAAAAGCUGAAGGGGAAUGGACUUUGGAAAUUCAGGAUAUACCGUCCCAGGUUCGCAACCCAGAGAAACAAGGAAAGUUGAAAGAGUGGAGCCUCAUUUUAUACGGCACCGCGGAGCACCCGUACCGCACGUUCAGUUCCCAUCAGUCUCGCUCACGGAUGCUGGAGCUCUCAGUCCCUGAGCUGGAGCCUCUCAAAGUUGCUGGGCCACCACCUCAGGCAGAGACUCCCGAGGAUGAGGAAGAGUACACAGCUCCUUCCACCCAAGGCUCUUCUAAUACUUUACAGACCAGUGUGUGCCAUCCUGAGUGCGGAGACAAAGGCUGCGAUGGCCCCAACGCAGACCAGUGCUUGAACUGUGUCCACUUCAGCCUGGGCAACGCCAAGACAAGCAGGAAGUGUGUGAGCGAGUGCCCCUUGGGCUACUUCGGGGACACAGCAGCAAGACGCUGCCGUAGAUGCCAUAAGGGAUGCGAGACCUGCACGGGCAGGAGCCCAACACAGUGCCUGUCCUGUCGCCGUGGGUUUUACCACCACCAGGAGACGAACACCUGUGUGACCCUCUGCCCUGCCGGGCUUUAUGCUGAUGAAAGUCAGAGACACUGCCUCAAGUGCCACCCAAGCUGUCAAACGUGCGUGGAUGAGCCCGAGAAGUGCACUAUGUGUAAGGAAGGAUUCAGCCUUGCACGGGGCAGCUGCAUUCCAGACUGUGAACCGGGCACCUACUUCGAUUCUGAGCUGAUCAGAUGUGGGGAGUGCCAUCACACCUGCCGAACCUGCGUAGGGCCCAGCAGAGAAGAAUGUAUCCACUGUGCAAAAAGCUUCCACUUCCAAGACUGGAAAUGUGUGCCAGCAUGUGGUGAGGGCUUCUACCCAGAGGAGAUGCCUGGCUUACCCCACAAAGUGUGUCGAAGAUGUGACGAAAACUGCCUGAGCUGCGAGGGAUCCAGUAGGAACUGCAGCAGAUGUAAGGCUGGCUUCGCGCAGCUGGGGACCUCCUGCAUCACCAACCACACGUGCAGCAAUGCUGAUGAGACCUUCUGUGAGAUGGUGAAGUCCAAUCGGCUCUGUGAACGGAAGCUCUUCAUCCAGUUCUGCUGCCGCACCUGCCUCCUGGCUGGGUAGGGCACCAGCCGCCUGCAGAGGGCAGGGUCCUCCCGUCUGCCCAUUUGCCCGUCCACCUUCCUCCAGACGGUCAGCCAUAGCCUGUUCCUGGGGUGGCCCUGCCUCUGACAGCUGGAUCUCCUGCUGCGGCAUCUCUCAGCACCUGAACCAGGUGGAGGUGGCCCUUAGGGACAAUGUGGCUAAAAUCGCAACACCCCCUCAAACUCUGCUUGCUGGCUGCAGUCUAAAGUCGAACUCCGAAUGGGAACAAAAUGAAUUAUGAGACUUACAGCUGCAGCUUCAGAGUGGCUUCUGGGACCCUAGUUUACUGAGAUUUCAAGACCAAAGCAGAAAAGGAGAGAUGCCUGGCACCACAUGGAGUCCCCCUCCCACACGUUUGUGUGACCGUGGCAAAUCUCACCGAGCUGGCUGGCAGGUCCCUCGGCUGUCCUCACCUAUGAUGAAGGGCCUAGCCUCCUCCUACCCAUGUGUCACUAGCCACCAAACAGCCCAAGGGACAGUUUGGUCAGACUGUAAAUAAAAGAGGUUUCAGGGCAUAAGAUGUAUGACCACUGGGGAUAGAAUCUAUGUCAAUGUAGCCAGCUCCUUCCAAAACUGCAGCCACCGCCUCGAAGGUCCAGCACCAAACCGGCACAGAUCAUUCUCUCGUCAGCGUGCUCCUGAGGGAGCCCAGCUAGCUUCAUGACUGUUCUUCCUGUGUCCCUGGGGCCUCCUGGGCCCGAGCCACCAGCCAUCUACAGAUGCAGAGCCUGCGGAGGAGGAUCCAAGGGAGGUAAUUAGGGCUAGCCAAAAGACACCUGAUGGCCAAGCAGUUCCUCCUCAGACAUGCAAAGCCAGCCCCUGAAUCACUAAUCGCCAGCCCUCCACAUCACACAACUGCUUUUCAAGUGCAUUCGGCCUCUGCUCUCAGGACUCUGUUCUCGGGUGGAUGCUGCUCUGGUCCAGUAGAGUACGAGCCUACACGAUAUAGCUGGAUUGAUUUCUGCCAAGCCUAUGUAGGCAUUUUAUAAGCUACGUGUUCUAAUUUUUACCGAUGUUAAUUAUUUUGACAAAUAUUUCAUAUAUUUUCAUUGAAAUGCGCAGAUCUGCUUGAUCAGUUCCCUUUAAUAUGGGAAUAACAUUUGCCUUAAAUUUUUCCAACCUUGUCUCUCUCCAUAUUGUCCCGCUCCCCUCUCUUGACUGAAAAAUGUGUUUUGCCACCUGUGAGUGGCAAGGACCCAGCUGUUGUCUGUUGAAUCCACAACUUCAAAUAAGAAAUCAGUGAAGCAAAUCUAAUGUUAACCCUGAGUUAAUAAAAGAGUUAACAUCCCAUUGCAAA